Messenger RNA from Nerophis lumbriciformis (worm pipefish), 3273 nucleotides. The record is from RefSeq and is a predicted model, not a curated record. NCBI's taxonomy places the organism in Eukaryota, Metazoa, Chordata, Actinopteri, Syngnathiformes, Syngnathidae.
UCUUGUAGGAUGAAAGGGGUCCCAGCCUUAUCUCUACUCCUCUGGGUGUGUUCAAUGUAUUUUGUGGGAAUUUACCUGUUUAUGAGUGGGUUUCUGCUGGUACGAGUGGAGGUGAACCGCACCAGCACCUGCGGAGAUGUACUGGAGCCAAGCGGACAGUCAAGAGACUUUUGUGGGGUACAACCACGUUUUCGUAGGGCUGUCAUAAUCCUCAUCGAUGCCUUGAAGUUUGACUUUGCUCAUUUUGAUCCCCACAACACGUCGCCCCGUUUCUUUGAGAACAAGCUGCGUGUUUUUGAGGAGACAACCUCAUCCAGGCCUACACAGUGCCGCUUGUACCCAUUUCGUGCUGACCCACCCACGACCACCAUGCAGAGGAUCAAGGGAUUGACUACUGGAUCUUUGCCUACUUUUGUUGAUAUAAGUAAUAACUUUGCAUCUAGUGCCAUCUUGGAGGACAACCUCAUCCACCAGUUUGGUCAAGUUGGAAAACGAGUGGUAUUCAUGGGUGAUGACACCUGGGAGAGUCUUUUCCCAAAGAAAUUCUACCGCUCUCUGCCCUUUCCCUCUUUUAAUGUAAAGGACCUACACACUGUGGACAAUGGGAUCCUCCAGGAUCUCUACAAAACUAUGGUGGGCGAUCAAUGGGAUAUAUUGGUUGCUCAUUUCCUCGGGGUGGACCACUGUGGUCACACGUUUGGUCCUGACCACCCAGCAAUGGCAGACAAACUUGUCCAAAUGGAUGGAGUCAUCAGGUCUGUGAUCGACCGUAUGCAAAACGACACAAUCUUGGUAGUGAUGGGAGAUCACGGGAUGACAGACACAGGUGAUCAUGGAGGUGAAAGUCAGAAGGAGACUGAUUCAGCCAUUUUUCUCUACAGUCCUGUUCCCCUCUUUCCUGGAGCGCCGUCACAGAAUGAACCAGAUGUGGUGCCCCAGACUGACCUGGUACCCACCCUGGCCCUGCUGCUUGGCGUGCCUAUCCCAUACAGCAGUGUCGGCCAGGUUCUAUUACCAGUGUUUCCACCGGUUGGCACAGCAACAGACGCAGUUGCACGUCCCAGCCAGCUAGAGGCGCUGUGGAUUAAUGCAAAACAGGUCAACCGUUUCCUGGUGUCAUACUCUGGUGUGGCCAAUGAUAUACCACCUGACACUAUGACUCUGCUUAAGGAUCAGUUUGAAAAUAUCUCCUCAGAGUAUCUCAAAUUCGUCCGAGAGAGACACUCAUCCUCUCAUGAACUGCUGACUGAACUGCAGGCCUACCUCACCUCUGUCCGUGAUGCUUGCCGAGCCAUCUGGGCACGUUUCAGCCCGCUUAAAAUGGUUGUCGGUAUAAUCAUCUUGGCGCUUGCCUGUAUGACGUGUUUCACCGUGUCGGAAAUAUCAUUUGUGCUUGUCAGAGAGAAUAAUUUCCCUCUGAAGGCGGCUGUUGUAGGUGUGCUGAUUGCUGGCAUUUGUGUUGCUGUUGGUCAGCUGCUCUCUUGCGGCCGUAUCGAGUUUAUGUGGUGCAUGGCUGCUUCGGCCUUCACCUCAGAGCUGUUCUUUCUGUUCCGGGCCCUCCAGUCUAAGAAAACCGCCAUGGUUAAAAAUGGAGCUAAAGCCCGCAUGAGUGCAAGUAGGAGGACCCCGCAUAAUCCUUUCUCACCACCUUUCUUGGUCAUACUCAUUCGCUGUUUUGCCAUGUUUUCUGACAGCUAUCUAUUUGCUGAGGGUCGUGUUGUCACCUUCUUGCUUUUAACCUUGGCUAUCUGCAUUCUUCUUCAUCUCAAUUGGGAAGGCCUCCUCCUGCCUACCAACCAAGACCCUUUGAAGCCUACAUUGCUGCUGCCCUCACCUGCUUCUGCAUCAGCAACAGUAAGGAAAGAAAGUAGCACUCUCCUAGCCUUCUUUGCUCCCCUCGUUGGGAGCCUCUAUCUCUCCCUCUUCUUCCAUGGCUGUAGAGAAGGGGAUAUUUCCUGUCAGCCAUCUCCCUUCCUUUCUUCUCUUGCUCGGGUGAAGGAUAAUAAGCUGAAGAACAUUUACUACAUCCUCUCGGUCUUCUCACUAGCUGUUUGGACAUAUCUUCUAAGAAGAUGUCUACGCUACUACGGAAACCUAAACUCCUCAGGUGGAACAGUAUUUACAGCCCGAUGGAUCCUACCCUUGCUGUCUGUGUGUCUGGGUCUUCAUUGGGCAGUUAGUGCCUCUCCAGAGGAUAAUUUCAGAGAUUUAGCUGAGCUGAUCAAACUGGCCCAGCUUGUCCUCCCUAGGGCUGCCUAUUGUCUCCUGGGACUGGGGUUCACACUGAUCUGGCUCGAUCCACUCACUGUAUUUGUGAAGGCCAGACCUGCAAGUAUGACUAAGAGUUCAUCUGUGCCACCGCCACGCUACCGAGCCAGCACCGGUAUAAGCCCCCAAGCAGAGCUUCACCACCUCAUCCCCCAAAUCUACCAGCGAAUGCGGCACUCGUUAAAUGACGAAGAGACGAGUCAGGCCGGUAAACUGGCCAAUAGACAUGCUGUAGAGGCUUACGGCCUAGGAACGGUCUACUCUGCCCCACUGCUUCUGUUCUGUGGGCUGCUGGGAUUGGGUCUGAUGCUUUUGCACCCAGAGGGCAUGGCUCUGUCAUUCCUCCUCCUGCUGUUUGAAAUGGGGGCUCUGCUGCACAUUCACGCCUCCUCCACAACCCUCUAUGGCCGGCAGGGUGUAUAUUGUGAUGGUUUCAAUGUGCCUUGGACUCCUAUUGUGCUGUGGUCACUGGCAGCAUCCCAGUUUUUCCACGCAACAGGUCACCUGCCUUCCUUCCCUUCCAUUCAGUGGGGAGCAGCCUUUGUAGGAUUUCCUGACGGGCACACAGGCACCUUACUGCCGGCCUCAUUGGUUGCCCUCAACACGUUUGCUUCACAGAUACUGUUUGCAGUGGGAUGUCCGUUGCUGCUUUUUUGGCCUUUGGUGUGCGAGGUCCGUGGAAUUCGGAUAGAAAAAGGAGGAGAUGACGCCGUGAUGGAAAUGAGGCUGAGGGAGAAGCCUCAGAUGUUCAGCUGGGCUCUGCUGCAACUCUCAACACGCUACCUCUUUAUUCAAGGACUGCAGGUCUUUUCUUCAGCAUGUGCAGCUGCUAUUCUCAGGAGACACCUAAUGGUGUGGAGUGUUUUCGCACCCAAGUUAAUGUUUGAAGCUUCAGGGUUCCUGGUGAGCUGCAUAUGUUCGCUGCUUGGUGUCUCAUUAGUGCUUAGAGUCGAUGUGGCCGUUGGACGUUGGUUCAAGAGACUUAUCCCUGACGUGUCUAGGUAG